AGGAAAGUAAGCCAAGAAAGCAGAGCUAAGGCAGGACCUCCAGGAUCUCCAAACUAACCAGCUUUGCAAACCUUGUUCGAAUUCAAGAAGAAGUAGUUAGAACUGCUGUAGGGUGUAAGAGCACUGAAUCGUCUGCUAUAAAGCUCUACCUUCGCUGCUAUGAGUCUGCUCAUCUUAUUCUCGGUACUCUUUGCAUCUCUGAGCGGUGGCAGAUGUGCUGUGAUCACUGGAGCAUGUGACAGGGACGUCCAGUGCGGCAUAGGGAUGUGCUGUGCGGUCAGCCUGUGGCUGCGGGGCCUACGGAUGUGCACGCCAGAGGGGUUUGAGGGAGAUGAGUGUCAUCCGUUUAGCCACAAAGUCCCUUUCCCUGGAAAAAGACAGCAUCACACCUGCCCCUGUUUGCCUCAUUUAGUGUGCACUAGAUUUGCUGACAGCAGAUACCGGUGUACUAAAGAUUACAAAAGUAUAGACUUUUAAUCAUUUAGUUAAGGUAUAAAGAAAACAGAGGACUGACAAUUAUGAAAAAUGAAUACUUGAAAGAAAAUUUUAAGGAGUAAGUGCCAUAGUCCCUGUUUUUUUUUUUUUGUUCGCCACCUUCAUGCACUUUGCACUAUACACCCUUAUCAUCUUUUCAAAAUAGUAGCGGAGACCCAUAAGUGGUUCAGAAAUACAAUGUCAUACUUGUUUACUUUGGCAUCUAAGAAGCCACGUACAGUGAAACAC
Clarias gariepinus (North African catfish) is the source of this 723-nucleotide messenger RNA. It is a transcript of the gene prok1, whose product is annotated as prokineticin 1. NCBI's taxonomy places the organism in Eukaryota, Metazoa, Chordata, Actinopteri, Siluriformes, Clariidae. The transcript is spliced from 3 exons. The coding region runs from base 160 to 477 and encodes 105 amino acids. The record is from RefSeq and is a predicted model, not a curated record.